AUGGUUGGAAACUACCUUCCACCAACUGACAUUUCCCUUUGGACUAAGGAUAAAUUAGCUGAAUGCAACUGGAAUUGUAAAGGUCUCCAUGCAUUAUUUAUGUCUGUGUCUCCUGAAGAGUUUAGAAGAGUGUCAAUGUACGACACUACUAAAGAGGUAUGGGACAUUCUUGAGACAACGCAUGAAGGAACUAAAACUGUGAAAAAUUCUAAGUUGCAAAUGCUGGCCUCAAGGUUUGAAGAAAUUAGAAUGAAGGAUGAUGAAUCUUUUGAUGAGUUCUAUGCCAAAUUGAAUGACAUAGUUAACUCUAUUUUCAACCUAGGUGAGAGGAUUCCCGAGCCCGAAAUUGUGAGGAAGGUUCUUAGAUCCUUGUCCGAGAGAUUUAGAUCUAAAGUUACAGCUAUUGAAGAAAGCAAGGAUCUGGAUACAAUUAAGAUAGAAGAACUCGUAGGAUCCCUUCAAACCUAUGAACUCACCAUUUCACAACCGAGAAAAAACAAGUCCAUGGGCCUGAACACUGUUAGGGAAGGGGAGUCUGAGUCAUCUGACGUGGAAACUCUUAGAGAUGAGGAGAUUACCUACUUUGGAUUUGGGCACUAUAGAAAUGAAUGUCCUAACUUUAAGAAAAAUCUAAAGGAGGGGAGUAGAAAGGCAUUAACUGUGUCCUUGACUGACGAUGAUCCUAAUUUAAGUGAACAAAGUGAUUCCUCAAGCAGUGAGGAGGAAAAGGGCUAUAUGGCUUUUGUCUCUACUAUCAAGAGUGAGUCAGACAAGGAGAGUGAGACGGUUGAGGAGGAAGUGGAGAGUAACAAGUCCGGUGAUGAUUCAGAGGAUGAAAUAGAUAUACAUGAGGCUUAUCAACUUCUGUUUAAGAAAAGUCUCAAGAUCAAAAAGGUAAAUAAAGCCCUAUUUAAGAAAGUAGAAGAGCUUGAGAGAGAGAAGGAGAAAAUCACCUAUGAUCUUGAAGUCUCAUCCAAGAAUCUCAAUGACUUGAAGUGUGUCAAUGAGAGAUUAGAGGAGAGGGUCAAGACAUUGACUUGUGAAUUAGAGAAAUCCAAUACUCAACUACAGUCAUUUGUGAGUGGAACUAAGAAACUAGACAAUCUGUUAGGAAUGAACAAACCAACUGGAAAUAGUCAAGGUCUAGGAUUUUUGAAGAGCGAUAGCAAUGUGUCUAGUUUAUCAAAGACCACACUUGUCCCCGUUUCCAACAGAUCUAAUGUUUCAACAAAUCUAGAAUUCAAAGACAAAAAUUUUACUGGACUGAAGGCCACUAGAGCUCAUAAGAUUUCUACACCUAAUUUUCAUGAUCAACACUCACGUACAUCUGAACCUAGGUUUAUACCCACUUGUCAUCACUGUGGUACCUUAGGCCACAUGAGACCUAGGUGUCGAAAGCUAGCAAAUAGGAAUUGA
Molecule: messenger RNA, 1416 nt
Organism: Olea europaea var. sylvestris
Lineage: Eukaryota; Viridiplantae; Streptophyta; Magnoliopsida; Lamiales; Oleaceae
Exons: 2
Coding region: 1-1416 (471 amino acids)
Source: RefSeq, a predicted model, not a curated record